AUGACAACUACCACUGCCACUAGAAGGCUACCAUUCCUACCACAGGAAAUAUUAGACAACAUAUUGUUAUACCUCAUGAACGAUGAGGAUACAAUGGACUAUCUAGAAAAUGUGCCAGAAUUGACAUCAAUGAUCAUCAACUACCGACGACCUAUGGUGGAAGUCCUGAAAUAUUGGACGGGACUGCAUGCGGUAGUCUACAGUAUUGAGAAAUUUUUCCAUGAACGGACCCGGUUGAACUAUAGGCCCAAGGUUGUAGAAUCGGACAUUACAACCAUCUGUCAGAUCCUUGACCUGGGGGUGGAUUUACUGGGGAUCAAAUUCAAAGUCAAUGUAGCCGGGUACAAUACCGACGAGCAAGUACAGCGGGCUGUUCUUGGUGUCGAUAUUCAUGAUUUGAAUAUCAAUCGAGGUGUCGGGGUACGGCCAGGUUUGAAACAUUUAGGAGUGAAGCAGUCAUUGACUAAAUACCCAAAAGGACUUGAGACAUUGAGGCUUGGAAAGGUUCUUCCUCAACAUGUCCGUUAUAUUCCAAAAACUUUACAUAGGUUGGAAUUGACUGAUGUACAUACAUCUAGAUGUAAAUUACCAACGUCAAUCCGUGAAUUGCGGAUUGAAGUCAAGAAUCUUGCAGAGAGCGUGAUCGACGUUGCUUAUUUGGACAAUCUUCGUCUGUUUGAGUAUAAAGGGUGUGUCACAAUACGAUGCAUGAGUCACUUACUGGACAUGCACUUGCCAAAAACAAUUGAGAGUGUGUCGAUACAAUGCUCAAGAAUGUUGUCCUUGAAUGGGAUAGAAGUGUUGACCAAUCUCCAGAAAUUGGUAGUUAUCGAUUGUCCCGAUUUGGUAUUGUUUUUCACGCCAGUAUUUCCAGCUACAUUGACACAUCUCGAGUUUAGUUUCAAAAGUUGUCAGCAAAGACUAAUGGAAAGAAAUCGAGUGGUUUUCCAAAUUCCGGGCACAAGCUCUCUUGAAGCGGUAAGAUUUGUGUAUGACAGCGGCGCAUUCCUACUUGCGGUGGAAGACGAGUUCCAGCUACCGACACGGUUGAGGACUUUGAUUUUGAAAAAUCAUCAAGGAAUAUACUUUGGACCUAAAUUCCAUCUUCCCAAUUUGCAAACGUUGGUGGUGGAAAAGAUUUACAAGUUGAAUAGCAGUAGGUUGAUGUCCGGGUUAGCCAAUUGCAAGAAAUUGAAUAGGUUGACAUUGAAGGAUUCUGGUAUCGAAUCUAUGGACGAUGUCAAAUUUCCCCUGAACUUAACUAGUCUUGAUUUAUCAAGGAACCUUUUGAGCUCAAUGAGAAAUACAAAUUUGAAGCAAUUGAAAUAUUUGCAGAGUAUGGAUUUAUAUCACAACCGAUUUACACAUAGUGGCGAGUUCGAUAUCCCUCUACAUUUACAGCGCCUUAUGUUGUGGUACAAUAAAUUGCAAAAUCACAAUUUUGCUCAUUCCAAUUUAACUUGGAUAUCGUUUGAGGUGCCGGUGGCUGUUACAUUCAGUUGGAAACUGCUCCCAUCUUCAUUGAAAUAUAUUACUAUGCAGUGUGAUGGCCAGUGUAUUGGUCAAGUGCCCGAUUCUUUCCAAAGGUUACGAAAAUUGAUCAUCUACACUUAUGGCUGUCCUCCUCGGUUAAAGUCUUUGGAUUUUGCUCAUCUUCCCGAUUUGUAUACUUUGGAAUUGUCGAAUGUUCAUCCGCCUGAUCGCGACCUCGUCAGACUACCUGCGUCACUAGUCCAUCUUCAUCUUCAGUUUUAUCAUCCGAGUUUUGCCUCAUGGCCCGAGAUGGGGCCGCUUGAAAAUUUAAAGACAUUGUUUCUUUCCAGUGCUAACUAUGACGAGAUGGAUUUAAAUGAUUUGCCUCCCAGUUUAGAGGUGUUGUCUGUUGCACAUAUACAGAAGACUCCCAUCCAUGGAAGCAUUCAGCAUCUGAAGAAAUUGCGGGUAUUAGACAUAAGCCAGGCGUUGGUCGAGGGGGUUCCACCUUUUGUCAUUGAUUUGCCGCAGUUGGAAGUAUUACAUGUAAACACCUUCAACAUUGCUUCAGACUGUGCUGAUUUCAUAAACUGUCCCAACAUACAGUUGCUUUCGGUGAGUAGACUUGCAUUGCAUUUCUUUGAAGGCCGAGAGGCGUUUAUUAAAUUUGUGUAUGAUAUGGUUGCAAAGUGUCAUCGUUUGAACAGAGUAUUUUUAAGUGAUGAAGAUGCAGAGGAUGACGUUUUCGAACCGCUCGGAGAAUUGAUUAAGCCUCAACUUGGAUAUAGACAGUGCCCAGAGAAGUGGUGUAACUAG
This is a messenger RNA of Lodderomyces theae, 2289 nucleotides long. RefSeq lists its product as uncharacterized. Bases 1 to 2289 code for a protein of 762 amino acids. The record is from RefSeq and is a predicted model, not a curated record. The transcript has a single exon. Gene Ontology annotation, molecular function: protein binding. NCBI's taxonomy places the organism in Eukaryota, Fungi, Ascomycota, Pichiomycetes, Serinales, Debaryomycetaceae.